Molecule: messenger RNA, 1643 nt
Organism: Polyodon spathula (Mississippi paddlefish)
Lineage: Eukaryota; Metazoa; Chordata; Actinopteri; Acipenseriformes; Polyodontidae
Product: DLA class II histocompatibility antigen, DR-1 beta chain-like
Exons: 6
Coding region: 90-890 (266 amino acids)
Biological process (GO): immunoglobulin production involved in immunoglobulin-mediated immune response; immune response; antigen processing and presentation of exogenous peptide antigen via MHC class II
Cellular component (GO): membrane; MHC class II protein complex
Molecular function (GO): MHC class II protein complex binding
Source: RefSeq, a predicted model, not a curated record
CUGUGCAGCAGCAGCCUCUCAGCUCCAGUGUGUUCCACUCUGUGCAGCAGCAGCCUCUCAGCUCCAGUGAACAGCAGCCUUCUCUCACAAUGGGAAUCUCUUCAUUGCAGAUCUCCAGCCUGUACACCCAAUGCCUACGGGGGCUGGUUCUGCUCUCUCUCAUGCUUUGCAGUAGUAUACCCAGCUUUGGAGUCGACGGUUACCUGAACCAGGUGCUUUGGGACUGUGAGUACAGUGACAGCAGCAUGACGGACAUGGUGUUUUCGAUGAGAUAUGUUUUCAACCAGCAGGAGAUUAUUCACUACGACACCAAGAUCAAGAAGCAUGUCGGAAACUCUGCCUGCGGGGUUUUAAAUGCGGAGGCAUGGAACAAGGAUAAGGGCAGGCUGGCAGAGCUGCUGGGUGAAGUGGAUCGAUAUUGCAAACACAACAUGGGACUCUACCGGGGAGGCACAACAGAUAGAGAAAUUCCACCCGCUGUCAGAGUCCGCACUAUGAAACCGUUCAGCUCUCAGCACCAGACCAUGCUGGUCUGCAACGCGUUUGGCUUCUACCCACGUGAGAUAAAGGUGAUCUGGCUGAGAAACGGAGUGGAGAUGACGGCUGAUGUGUCCUCCUCAGAGCUGCUCUCUGAUGGAGACUGGACCUAUCAGAUCCACUCGUACCUGGAGCUCAUCCCACAGUCCGGAGACUCCUACACCUGCAGGGUGGAGCACAGCAGCCUCACUGAGGCCAUCGAAGUGCAGUGGGAUCCAGCGAUGCCGGAAUCUAAGAGAAACAAGAUCAUCAUUGGGGCUUCUGGAAUUGUUCUGGGCCUGGCCAUUGCAGCAGCUGGACUGAUCUACUACAAGAAGAAGGCUACAGGUCGCAUUUUGGUGCCAUCAGAUUAAGUCUGUCUCUGGGCCUCUAUCCACUUGCCAACCUGCCACAGACUGUUUGAAGAUAUCAUAAGAACAUAGGAAAGUUUACAAACGAGAGGAGGCCAUUUGGCCCAUAUCGUGACUGGUUGAAAUAGAUUGUAUUUUAUGAACAUGUAAUGCCUUCAUUUAAUGUGUUUGACAGACUCCUGAAGUGGCAGCUAUACAGGAUUAUUUGGUCACUGGUGCCCACCUUGAAGGGUGGACUAUGAAGAUUUACAAUUGUAUUACUUUCAGUUUUAGAUUCUUACAAAUCAUUCAUGCAGUAAAAUGGUCAUUUCAAUAAUGCAGAAACAUGUGAGAGCACUUUCAAUGUAAUCAACUUGACUGUUUGUUUCCCCCUCAUGUAAUGCUAAUGGCAAUAAAGGUGAAUAGACAUGCUUGGGUUCUAUUCGUUGUAUUUGCUAUAGAUGCUUCAGUCUUUACAGUUUAUACCUGAUUACAGUUUCAAUGUGACCUUGAAUAACAUUCUUCUACUCUGUAUUCAGUACAGGCUUUGAUCAGGUCUAUAUAUUUGCUCAGUAAUGGCAUUUGUUUAAAUAAAUUGCUAUAUUAAGAGCUUUUCUUCGAUAGUUAUUACACAAUAUGAAUUGUGUAUUUUAAUAAUGUUGUUUGACCAGAGUUAUACAUUUUAGAUGUUUGAUUUGUCUGUUGAUUAAAGUGUUCUAUGCGGCUAAUCUCUGCACCUGUUUUAAGUUUAAUAAAAGUUAGUUUUUUACUACCAAA